Molecule: messenger RNA, 2009 nt
Organism: Drosophila willistoni
Lineage: Eukaryota; Metazoa; Arthropoda; Insecta; Diptera; Drosophilidae
Gene: mrj
Product: dnaJ homolog subfamily B member 6-B
Exons: 7
Coding region: 676-1734 (352 amino acids)
Cellular component (GO): nucleus; cytoplasm
Molecular function (GO): protein folding chaperone; protein-folding chaperone binding
Source: RefSeq, a predicted model, not a curated record
GUUUUUGUUUUGAUUUCAAAGUGAACGGACGUGUGUGCUAGUUACUUAUUGAUGAUAUAUUUAAUUAAAUUUAAUACAAGAGGCAGCAGCAACGGCGGCCUAAAAGGUGAUUUUAGACAAAAUACCCGAAGGUGAACAGAAACACACACACGAAUAUAUUAAAGUUUAAGUUGCGCUGGUAAAAACGUUAGUUACAAAAAGGACACAAAAAUAAAAUAGGAUAAAACCGGGAUUGUUCUUGUUAUGAUUUCAAAGUAAACGGACGUGCGUUGCGUCGACGUCGGAAAAUUUCGAGUUUGUGGAGUUUUGGAUAAGCACAUUCAUCCUUUGUCCCUUUCUCGCAAGGGUAGUGAAUAAAACGAAAAGAAUCAAAUGGAAUUAACAAAAUAUUAAAAGUGUUCACCCUUUUGUCUACUCGUGUUUCGGAGUGCAGCAAACAACAAAAAUUCUUUAAACAAAACUAAAUUCGCGCGCAAUUUGCAGCGUUGAAUAAAAUUAAUAAAAUAAAACUCUGCGUUUCUACGCCGAUCGGAGGAGGAACCAGCAGCAUUAUAACCGAAUAAUAGAGGAUAGUUCCAGCCACGACUAAACAAGGAAAACAAGGCUUAGAGGGCAACCGAAGUGGUUAAUCAUUAUAAUAAGGAUAACUUAAAGUAUAUACACAAACACACAAAAAUGGUGGACUAUUAUAAAGUAUUGGAUGUGGCACGCACAGCCACCGAUGGUGAAGUGAAAAAAGCCUAUCGAAAAUUGGCAUUAAAAUGGCAUCCAGACAAGAAUCCAGACAACUUGGAGGAGGCCAACAAACGUUUUCGUGAACUAUCUGAAGCAUAUGAAGUGCUAUCCGAUGCACGUAAGCGAAGGAUCUACGAUGCGAGAGCCACACUGCAUAAAUCCUCAGCAACUUCCUCCUCCUCCUCCAACACAUCGAAUGGCUAUUAUUCCCGCUAUCGCAGCGGAGCUGGUGGCGGUGGCAGCACUUCAUCAAGUUAUGGUCGUGACUACGACUAUGAUUACUAUCCAAGCAGACGGAGUGGUAAUCGCUAUCAGGCGUUUACCUUCCGUAACUUAUUCGAGGGUACACCAUUUCAUAAACUUUUUGAGAAAAAACGUCGCAUUUACGAUGAGUAUGGCAAGGAUGGACUUGGUGAUCGCCAGAAUCGCUCACAUACCCGUCAUCACUAUAACACACAUGAAUUUGAUGACUUUGAUAUCAUGGGUGGCUUUCCGUUUGUGUUCCGACCGCCCGACGAAGUUUUCCGUGAAUUCUUUGGCGUUAAUUCACCCUUUGCCGACUUCUUUAGAGAUGCCAAUGGCCAUUCGAAUGGCACUUCUAGUGGAUCAAGUCGGCGACAUGGCGGCAGCAGUAAUGGCGGUAUUGGAGCCUCUCGCCAUCAUCAUCAUCAUCACCAGCAUAAAUUGGCCUCCCCUUUUGCGGCGCCCAUGGUCAAUUAUUCAAUGAUGGAUUUUUUCAUGCCAACCAGCGGUUUCACUUCUUUCUCGUCCAUGACAAGUGGAGGCAAUGGCAGCAGCGGCGUUACCCACAUAUCUGGUGGACCCAAUGCCGCCGUUAAACGCACCUCAACCUCCACGGUGUUUGUCAAUGGCAAAAAGCUGAUGACCAAGCGAAUUGUCGAAAAUGGCAAGGAAACUGUCUUUUCAUAUGAAAAUGACAUCCUUAAAUCAAAGACUGUGAAUGGAGUAUCCCAAAAACUAUCUUCAAUAACGAAUUAAAAUGCAAAUCAAAUGGGGGAAAAACAGAAUUAAUAAAAAAAUAUAUAUAUAAUAACAUCAAAUAAUAUUAAUAAACCACAGAGACGGAGAGAGAGAGAUAACACGAUAACAAAGCAAAAGUCAUAAAUUUAAAAUGCAAACAAUAAAAAUAAAAGAAAAAAUAUUAAGGGGUGAAAAACGAAACCCUCGAAGAAAAACUAGAAAUUCUUCAAAUAUUCGAGAGAUACGUUUAAAGAUUUUGUUUUACAUUAAAAUUAAGAGUUAUCAUACAUAAA